AUGCAAGCACAGACCCUGUUCCACCAAGAUCUGUUCCAUUCCUUUGAGGCUAUGAAGACGGCAGCUCCAGGAAUGUCUAGACAAGCCUUUACUGCAAUGUUGGACCAGAGAACAAAGCAGUUUGGAAGAACUGGCAAGGUGAAUGCAGAUGCUUUUCAGAGAAGCUUUCUGCAGUAUGUGUACUGCACAUUUGAAGAGAAUAAAACUUCUGGGAGUGAAGAGCCAGGCUUCUUUGACGGAGUGUUUUUAGCCCAAGACUCUGAGGUUUCCACUUUUGUGGAGGAUGUUCGAGGGGCUGUCAAAAGUACUGCAGGAAAAGCAAUGUGUGGGGAAUCUCACUGGACAGCAGCAAGGGAGACCUCUAAGCGAGCCAACAAGUUGGAUGAAGAAGGUGUUGAAAUUGCUGUGUGUAGGCAUGGAUUUCUUCUCAAAGAGGAGAAAUCUUAUCCGAUGUUUCUCCAAAAAGAGUUCCAGAGUGCCUCACUUUUGGCAAUGGACGUGACGUGUCGGUAUGUACCAUAUCUUGACAAAGUGUCAGAAGCCUUGCCUCAUCUUCAGCCCCUAAAGGAAAUGAGACAUUGCUUGUCUGUGAUGCAUGCCAAAGCCCACAACACCAAAUGCGAGAUUAUUUGGAAUGCACGGAACCAGGAGGGUGCCGGCACCACUCUUGGUGAAGAAGUGGAACAAGUAAACAGCUUCUUAUCCAGAUGUGGCCUAACAACUAAAUACAUGGCCAAGUCAGCAAGAACUGGCAUGCUCACAGUCCAUGCUAUGGGCUGGAAUCAUCGCAAAGAGAAUGGCCUCCACAUUGCCAUGUCCUCUAGAUUCAAAAAAACAGCAGAAAAGACAGAGGCUGUAACUGAGAGCCUGAAGAAAAUGCAGGACCAGUUGAAUUGCUCUGAUGACAUGCUAGAACUGUGGGUUGAUGAUGUCAAACAGUGGGCCAGUAAAGGAAGUGCAUCAGCCAGUCCUGCAGAUGCUGGUUGUUUGCAGAUCUCAAUAGAAGCACUCUUUGUGAGCAUUUGCCAGAAAAAGCACUACCUUUACAGACAAAAUGAUCGUAACAAAAGGCGUCAAAAGAUCGUCCAAAAGGUUGCCCAAGAAAAGAAAAGGUUGCUAGAGGACAUCCACAAGUACAACCAGCAACCUGAUGGUGACCCUAUUGACACCAACACGGUUGUGGAGAAACUCUCAACCAAAUCUGCAGAGAGCAUGAUCUGGCCUUGGCAGGAACCCAACAGAGACGGUGUGGACAUUCUCACUAAGAAGGGGCUGUUUGACCAAAAAAUGCUUCUGUCACGACUGACAGAAGAAAAGCAGAUCCUUGUGAAGGAGAUGAUGCAGCACUGUCCGUACCUCAAGGACUCUGUAUCAAAGAUCCAGACACUGAUGGCCUCAGUUUCAUUGAUCACACAGACAGGAAGUAAGUGAACCACAUGGAUUUAUUCACUUUAAAAUACAUAAGCCAAUGUUUUUCAAACCAGCAAAGGCAAACACACUUUAAAGAAGAUUUUAUCCAUCUGUUUGUUUUUAUUUGAGCUGACUGCAUUCUAGUCUUUCUUGACCUAAAUAAGUUUGAAGACGAGGACAUGGAAGAAGAAAAAGAAUGGCAAAGUGACAACAGCUCAGAUGAUGAAGAUGACGCAGAAGAAGGGACUUGACUUGUGGAAAGUUACUUGGUGCCCUUAUGCAGUUCUAUAGUUAAAGCGGACAUAUUAUGCUUAUUUUCAGGUUCAUAUUGUGUCCAUAUAUCUGCUUUUUUACUGUUCUUCAUUUUCACAGCUCCCUUCAGCCAUUCUGACUUAAUAAUCAGAUUUCAGCUAGCUGACUGUUUUAAGUGAAUAAAAAGGUAGUAAAGUGACACAAAGCAGUCUAACAACUAACCCGUGGUGUUUAGCUA
Messenger RNA from Notothenia coriiceps (black rockcod), 1900 nucleotides. RefSeq lists its product as uncharacterized. The record is from RefSeq and is a predicted model, not a curated record. The transcript has 11 exons. The coding region runs from base 1 to 1431 and encodes 476 amino acids. Lineage: Eukaryota; Metazoa; Chordata; Actinopteri; Perciformes; Nototheniidae.